CACACACACACACACACACACACACACACAUGCAUAUCACCUCUGCUACAUCACUCUGUUCCUCUCUGACACCAGCAGUAAUGCAGUCCAAUCUCACCAUCAGACUCUGAUUGAAUCAUUCACUCCUGAGCUGAGACGCUCACCGGGAAACAGAAUGCAGGGAAGUGAUAUGGAGGCUGGUUUGGCCCCGUCUCCUGGAUCUACCACAUCUGUGCAGAAGCUAAAAAACUCUGAGGCUCCACCCACUCAGGCCCCACCCCAAAACUCACCUAGAGAACUAACGAUCUCCACCAGAACCAAACUUCUGAAUGACCUUCAAAAAGUCCACUUACCCUCCUGGGCUUUUGUGGCGUUGGGCUUCAUCAUCGUCCUCCUCAUUCUCAGCUGCUGCAUCUGCGUCUGCAGGAAGUUUGUGUUUAAGAGGAAAAAGGAGAAACCAGGAAAUGAGAAGAGCAGAAAGGAGAGCAUCGGCAUGUCGAGUGUGAGGGAUGAAGGCAUUACACAGAUUCAGCAUCAUGAUUCCAAACCUCAGGAGAAGCAGGUGGAGUGUAAAGAGGAGGUGAAUCUGGGAAAACUUCAGUUUAGUCUCGACUACAACUUCACGGAGGACACGCUCAUUGUAGGAGUGAUUCAGGCAGAAGAUCUGGCUGCCAUGGACAUGAGCGGGACGUCAGAUCCAUACGUGAAGCUCUGUCUCCUCCCAGACAAGAAGAAAAAAUUUGAGACUAAAAUCCACAGAAAGACUCUGAAUCCCACUUUCAAUGAGAGCUUCACUUUUAAGGUUCCGUACUCAGAGCUCGGAGGAAAGACUCUUCUCAUGACCGUGUAUGAUUUUGAUCGUUUCUCCAAACACGACGCCAUCGGAGCUGUAAGAGUGCCAAUGAACCGUGUCGAUUUCAGUCAUGUGACCGAGGAAUGGCGAGAACUGCAGAAGGUGGAACACGAGGAGCAGGAGAAGUUAGGAGACAUCUGUCUGUCCCUGCGCUACGUCCCCACUGCUGGGAAACUCACCAUCGUCAUCCUGGAGGCCAAAAACCUCAAGAAAAUGGAUGUUGGUGGUCUCUCAGCGUGUUUAACGGUGGACGUCGUCCCGGAGCAGCGGUACAGAAAUAUAUACACUCAGGAUAGAGAUGUUAAAGAUCCUUAUGUGAAGAUCCACCUGAUGCAGAACGGCAAAAGACUGAAGAAGAAGAAGACGACGAUAAAGAAAAACACCCUGAACCCGUAUUACAACGAAUCGUUCAGCUUUGAGGUUUCAUCUGAACAAAUUCAGAAAGUUCAGAUCAUCGUGACCGUGCUGGACUACGAUAAGAUCGGUAAGAACGACACCAUCGGGAAGAUCCUGGUGGGAACGAACAGCUCGGGGACGGAGCAGCGGCACUGGGAGGACGUGCUGGCCAGUCCGAGGAGACCCAUCGCUCAGUGGCACGCCCUGAAACCUGACGAAGACGUGGACGCAGAGCUCAAAAAGAAAUGAAGCUUCACAUUCGAGAGGGAAUCAUCAUCAGCGUGAUGAUUCAUCUGUAACACAAAGUUCAGCUCUGGAUUUUAUUUAAAGUUUAUUGUGUAAAUUUAACGAUUAAUGAACAAGUCAGUGAAGAAAUUCUGCCACAUUUCAGUGAGUCAGAGCAAAGAGUCGACUCUUUUGACUAUCAAAAUGUUUUUCCCCCCCCACAAAACUUGUUAAAUCUUCUGAUCUUUGUUCAUCUCUUCAAUAAAAUCUUCCUCUA
This is a messenger RNA of Ictalurus punctatus (channel catfish), 1730 nucleotides long. It is a transcript of the gene syt1b, whose product is annotated as synaptotagmin Ib. NCBI's taxonomy places the organism in Eukaryota, Metazoa, Chordata, Actinopteri, Siluriformes, Ictaluridae. The record is from RefSeq and is a predicted model, not a curated record. The transcript has 10 exons. Gene Ontology annotation, cellular component: dense core granule; axon; synaptic vesicle membrane. Gene Ontology annotation, molecular function: calcium-dependent phospholipid binding; syntaxin binding; clathrin binding. Gene Ontology annotation, biological process: calcium ion-regulated exocytosis of neurotransmitter; regulation of calcium ion-dependent exocytosis; synaptic vesicle endocytosis. The coding region runs from base 155 to 1477 and encodes 440 amino acids.